Diabrotica virgifera virgifera (western corn rootworm) is the source of this 2433-nucleotide messenger RNA. RefSeq lists its product as uncharacterized. The coding region runs from base 188 to 1321 and encodes 377 amino acids. The record is from RefSeq and is a predicted model, not a curated record. NCBI's taxonomy places the organism in Eukaryota, Metazoa, Arthropoda, Insecta, Coleoptera, Chrysomelidae. The transcript has 4 exons.
AUAUGGCGAUUAUUAUAGUUUGUUAUUUCUCGAUUGUACCCUGAUGACAAGCUAAUUUCGACGCAACUGCAGGUAAAUCAUUAAAAAAUUAUCACAGAUAGAUAAAGAAAUUCUUUGGUAUUACUAUCGUUUAUAUAUACGUUUAAAUUUUAAGACUGCGUAGUUCAAAUUAUAAUUAUCCAUCGAAAUGGAUAUUGCCAAAGAACAUAGAGCAUUAGUAGACAGCAUUGCUAGGGAAAAUGGCUUCACAGAUUAUGAAGUAAUAACCAGUUCUGGAUCAAGCAAGGGAGACAACUUUCUGGGAGUUCUGACUGCGAUUACCAUCAAAGACAAGGAAAAAAGUUUGGAUUUGAUUUUGAAAUCUUCCCAUACGAAUAAGGGUUUUAGAGAAGCUACACCCAUUAAAGAAAUUUUUAGUAGAGAGAUAUACAUAUAUGAACAAGUUUUUAAAGAAUUUAAGAAGUUCCAAGAAGAACACAGCAUUGAAGAUCCUUUCGAGAGUGUCCCCAAAUUUUAUUCGAGUUUUGCUGAAGAUGAACUUGAAGGUUUAGUUAUGGAGAAUUUAAAAACACAACAAUACGAGCUGUGGGAUAAAAAAGUCCCGAUGAAUCCAGGACACAUUAAAGCAGUUCUCAUCGAGUAUGCUAAGUUUCACGCAGUUUCAUUUGCAAUGAAACAGAAAAAUCCAGCAUUAUUUAAAAAAUUAUCAGAAAAGAAUGGAACUAAUCCAUUUGAGAAGAAAAAUGCCAGUGAAAAAGAUAAUGAAGAGAGAUAUAAAAAAUUUUUUUCUGAUACUUUAUCAAAUGGUUACAAAGUAUUAAAAGAUGAUCCAGAAUUGACAGAAAAGCUUAAAAAAUAUGAACAAAUUGUAGAUACUGAAUUUAUGUCUAAACUAAAAGAACCAGAAUACAAGCUUGUCAUAACUCACGGAGACUGUUGGUGUAACAAUUUUCUGUUUAAAUAUCAGGAUCCAAAUGAUAAAACAAAACCUGAAGAUUUACGUAUUGUAGACUGGCAAAUAUCUUCUUUUGGAAGCCCAUGUGCGGAUCUGGCUUAUUUUUUGCUUGUAAACAGCUCUGAAGAGGUUCUAGAUGACAUCCAAACGUACCUAAAAAUUUACCAUGGCAAACUGUCUUCACAUCUUCGUAAUUUUAAUUUAGAUCCCGACGAGUUGUUUCCUUUCUCUACGUUUCAACAUCAUUUAAAUCUAUUUCUGUUACAAAGCUUCUUUUAUGCGUUUUUACUUUUUAAAAUAAUGUUAAGUGACAAAGAGGAUAUACCUGAUCAUGUUGAAGCUGUUGAUAAAUCAAGGUCUUGUUGAGGUAUGAAACAAAAAACUGUGAGGAGUAUGCUAGAAUAAUUAAAAUUCUAAUACAAUUUUUGGUUAAAAAUAAAUAUUUGUGAUAUAUGUAAAUAAAAUAUAAUCAUUAAUUUUGAUUUAUUAAAGCACCGAUUAAGAAAAUAUUCUUCCCUUUUUUAUGUACUGCAAUAGUUAAUUAUCAUGAAAAUUUGUGUGACAUUUUUCUUUUUUAACCCAUAUUUAUUCAUCCCUUGAUGUUGCUCUCAUCUAACUUUUUCCUUUAGUAUGCCAUGUGUUUUACACAUACAUUGUUUUCCUAAAGUAGUUCAGAUAUCAUCUAUUCAUAUUUUCUGGGGUUUACAUUUAUUUCUUCUCAUUUGUCUUGGUAAGGUGUUUGUUUUAUUUUUAUCACAUCAUAAUUUAGUUUACCCCAGGAUGUAUUUUGUCUAAUAGUGAUCCAUGAACCAUAAAUAUUCUGUUUUUUUUUUUCGUUUUGAUAUCUAGUCGUGUACCUGGAGGUAUUCACAGCUUCAUAAUUGAACAGUUGGCGCGCAUACAUAUUAUUUAUUGGUUAACGGAUUCAUUUUAAACCUCUGAAGGGAGAAGUAAUUUACCUUGGAGAAUAAUCCACUUGGAGAUUAAGGGUUCUCAAUAAAGUUUAUAUGUCACUGUAAAAUUAGAUCCAGAAUAUAGCAGAUCCAGAGCUGCUUUUUGAAAAAUGUCCAACGGAAUUUGUAACAUAAUUGAUACCUAAAUUGGUGUUGAGGAUCCGUCUACUUCGUUGCUACGUGUUCUCGGUCUUACUUUAGACUUCUUGAAGUAUUGAACUGUGAAUAAAAUUGAUCUAAAUCACCUUGAGACUUUAGAAAUAUUGUGCUAUAGAAGAAUUGUAAAAGAUUCUUGGGUAGAGAAGAUUCGGCGGAGGUUGCUACAAAAUAUUAUGCAACGGCAAAUAACAGUCAAACGCAGUCCAGGACGAAGAAGGAUAUCAUGGUUGAAUAAUUUACAUGAUUGGUAUGGUAUCGAUACAAGCAUACUAUUUAGAGUGAGAGUAAAUAAAAUUAAGAUAGCUAUGAUGGUAACCAACAUUCUGAAAGGACGUACAUGAAUAAAAAUAAAGAUAAUGUUUAUUA